GCCCGAUGGCGCUUGCGCGCCUCAUUUGCUCAGCUCCCCACCCUUUCCUCCUGAGGCGGCGCGAGAGGAAAAUGGCGGAGCUGUCGCUGGGGCGCCACUGCGGGGUGCCGGACUGCCGCCAGCUGGAUUUUCUCCCCUUUGUAUGUGAUGGCUGUUCAGGUGUUUUUUGAUGCUUUCAAAACAUUUCUGGCGUUGUGUCUUCAGCACAGGAGCCGGGAUGCUCAUGGGUGUUCUGAGGUGAAUAUAAGAAACAAUUCUGUGAAACCAGAUCAGCACAGAUCUUAUAUCUGUUCAUAUAAGGACUGCCACGCAAAGGAACUUUUGCCAGUUUUAUGUCCCUACUGUGAAAAACAUUUUUGCCUGAGACAUCGGCAUCAGUCGGAUCAUGAGUGUGAGAAACUGGACACACCAAAGCCUCGAAUGGCUGCCACUCAGCAGCUAGUUAAAGAUAUUAUAGAUUCUAAAAAAAGUGAAGAAAUAAAAAGCAAAAAACGCAAGGGAGCAAGAAAAAGUGAAACAGCAGCAAAAGUGGCAUUAAUGAAACUGAAAAUGCAUGCAUGUGGUGACAAGUCCUUGCCUCAGACAGAAAGAAUUUACUUUCAAGUACUUUUACCGAAGGGAAACAAAGAGAAAAGCAAGCCCAUGUUCUUUUGCAGUAAGUGGAGUAUUGGCAAAGUAGUAGAUUAUGCAGCUUCCUUAGCAAGCCUUAAAAAUGACAACAACAAAUCAACGGCCCAGAAAUUGAGGUUAUGCCAUACUGCCUCUGGAGAAGCCUUGCCAUUUGAGCACACAUUGGAAAAAUGGUUAUCUGAUGAAGAUUAUCCAUUAUUCAAUGGUGGAAAUAUAAUUCUGGAGUAUCUUGAUAAUGAUGUUUUAUUUAUAGAAGAUACAGAGUCAUACUUACGUUAGUAAAAUAUUGCAAACUAAAGAGCAGAAGAAAAUUUUCUAGAAAGGUGAUGUUCAAACCAAGACCAGUUUCCUCUUCAUGGAAUCAUAGAAUGGCUUGAGUUGGAAAAGACCUUAAAGAUCAUCUAGUUCCAAGCCUCCAGCCAUAGGCAGGGUUGCCACCCUUAAAUUACUGUAUGCCAGAAUCUGUUCUCACCUCUGGAAGACACAGUUUCCGUGAAUUCUUCAGCUGCGUAAUUGGCAGAACUAUGUCCUAAAAGGACUGCUAGUUACAAUAACUCAUAUUACAGAUACUCACUAGCUAAAAUAAACUCUUGCUUUAUUGAUAUUUUACAGCUAAAUUUUAUAUGUAUUUAUUUUUGUUUAAAUGAUGGCUAAAUUAUGUUAUUGAUAAAUAUUGAAAAUGUGCA
Molecule: messenger RNA, 1316 nt
Organism: Meleagris gallopavo (turkey)
Lineage: Eukaryota; Metazoa; Chordata; Aves; Galliformes; Phasianidae
Source: RefSeq, a predicted model, not a curated record